AAGAGAUAAGAGCGAAUUGUGGUGGAGAUGAGGAGAUAGAAAUAUUGUUAACAUGUCUGGUCUACCAUUACAGUCUCCUCUUGUUUGUCCUGAAUCUUCCAUAUCAUACUUCUAAGCAAAAUUAGUGUUUGUUUUGAUUGUCAAUGGUGUAGCAUUUGCAAAUCAUAAUGAAUCACCAGCAAAUAAUCAACUUUGCUUCUUCUUCAAUGGGGUCUCAAUCUCAUCCCAAAAAGCAUGAUGUUUUUCUUAGCUUUCGAGGUGAAGACACACGUGACAACAUCACAAGCCAUCUUCAUGAGGCUCUAAUCCAAAAGAAAAUUGAAACCUACAUAGACUACAGGCUUGAAAAGGGAGAUGAGAUCUCAUCAGCACUCAUCAGAGCAAUUGAAGAGUCACAUGUAUCUGUUGUCAUCUUCUCAGAAAACUAUGCUAACUCCAAGUGGUGCUUGGAUGAGAUCACUAAGAUUAUAGAAUGCAUGAAGGAUCAUGGACAGGUUGUUAUACCUGUGUUCUACAAAGUAGAUCCAUCACAUGUAAGGAAGCAGACAGGGAGCUUCAAAGAAGCGUUUGCAAAACAUGAGGUGGAUCUGAAGGGUAACAAUGAAAAGGUGCAGAAAUGGAAAUCUGCUCUCACAAAAGCAGCCAAUUUGGCUGGGUGGGACUUUCAAACUUACAGGACUGAAUCUGGAUUUAUCAAGGACAUUGUUGAAGAUGUUUUACACAAACUGAAUCUCAGAUACCCAAUUGAAUUAAAAGGACUGGUUGGAAUUGAGGGUAACUAUGUAGAGGUUGAACCCUUAUUGAAAAUUGGCUCAGGUAAAGUUCGAAUGAUUGGAAUAUGGGGCAUGGGUGGCAUAGGUAAGACAACCUUGGCAAUUGCUUUACAUGCCAAACUGUCUUCUCAAUUUGAAGGUGUUUGCUUUCUCGCAAGUGUAAGGGAACUGUCAGAAAAGUUUGGUCUAGAUACCUUACGUAACAAACUUCUUUCUCAACUGUUGGGUGAAGAAAAUCUCCAUGUUGAUGUACCCAAAGUUGAAUCCCAAUUUGUGGCGAGUAGGCUUAGACGAAAAAAGGUUCUUAUUGUCUUGGAUGAUGUGGCUACAUCAGAGCAGUUAGAAGGUCUAAUUGGUGAGUACGAUUUUUUGGGACCGGGAAGUAGGGUGAUCGUAACAACUAGAGAUAAGCACAUAUUUAGCCAUGUUGAUGAAGUAUAUGAGGUCAAGGAAUUGAACGACACUGACUCUCUUCAGCUUUUCUGCUUGAAUGCCUUCAGAGAAAAGCAUCCUAAAAAUGGAUACGAGGAGCUAUCAAAAAGUGUAAUUUCCUACUGCAAAGGAAAUCCUUUGGCUUUAAAAGUUCUGGGUGCACGUCUUCGUUCGAGAAGUACAGAAGCAUGGAAAAGUGAAGUGAGAAAGCUCCAAAAGAUUCAAGAAGUGAAAAUUCACAAUGUAUUAAAAUUAAGUUUUGAUGACUUGGAUCGCACAGAGCAGUGCAUAUUUCUAGACAUUGCAUGUUUCUUAAAAGGAGAAUCCAGAGAUCAUGUAACGAGUCUACUUGAAGCUUGUGAUUUCUAUGCAACUAUUGGGAUAGAAGCCCUUUUGGAUAAGUCCCUGAUAACUAUUUCAGUUAAGGAUACAGUAGAAAUGCAUGACUUGAUACAAGAAAUGGGCCAUAAUAUUGUUGAUCAGGAAUCUAUCAAUGAUCCUGGGAAACGAAGUCGAUUGUGGGAUCCUCAGGAAGUAUAUGAUGUGCUGAAAUAUAAUAGGGGAACUGAAGUUGUAGAAGGCAUAAUUUUAGAUGUGUCUAUAAUAAAGGAUCUUCAUUUGAGCUAUAAUUCCUUUACAAAAAUGUGCAACAUAAGAUUUCUCAAAUUCCAUUCUGAUAUGCGGAGUGAUAGGUGCAAUAUAUACCUUCCUAAUGGUCUUGAGUCAUUGCCUCACAAAUUGAGGUACCUACAAUGGCACGGAUACCAUAUGGAGUCUUUGCCAUCAUCCUUCUCUGCUAAAUUCCUUGUAGAGCUUUCCAUGCCCAACAGCCACCUAGAAAAGCUUUGGGACGGAGUUCAGGAUCUUGUGAAUUUAAAAGAAAUCGACCUUGCUUUCUCCCAAAACCUUGUUGAGGUCCCAGAUUUAUCUAUGGCCACAAAGCUAGAAGGGCUAUCUCUUCUUGAGUGUAAAAGUUUGCGUGAAGUUCAUCCAUCCAUUUUGUGUCUCCACGAGCUUAAAUUUCUGGAUUUAGGAGGCUGCACAGAGCUUGAAACCCUUCAAACCGAAAUUCAUUUAAAAUCUCUCCAUUACCUUCGCCUAAGCAACUGCUCAUCCUUGAAGGAAUUUUCAGUCUCCUCAAAGGAACUAAAGGAACUGUGGCUAGAUGGUACAGUUAUCCAAGAACUACCCUCAUCAAUUUGGCACUGCGAGAAGCUUUCACUUGUUAAUCUACAAGGUUGUGAUCAUAUUGACACUUUUGAGAACAAUAAGUUACCUUAUAAUCUGGGAAUGGGAUCCCUUACACGUCUGGUCCUUUCUGGCUGCAAGCAACUCAAAGCGUCGAACCUAUGUUCUAUCCUUGAUGGUCUACAAUCUUUAUUAUUGUUGGAUGUGGAAAACUGUUGCAACUUAGAAGAACUCCCUGACAUCAUUGGCUUGUUACCAUCAUUGACAUGUUUAAAACUAAGUGGAAGCAGCAUUGAGAGCUUGCCUGCAAACAUCAAGAACCUCUUGAUGCUAGAAGAGCUGUGGUUAGACAACUGCAUGAAACUUGUGUCUCUACCGGAGCUUCCGCCAUCGCUGCACAUGUUAAGCGCCAUUAACUGCACAUCUCUGGAGACAGACUUCACUGAAUUGCGAGUGCUACAACAUCCCAGAUUUGUUCUCCUCCCUGGUGCCCGAGUUCCGGACUGGUUUACCUAUCGUUCUGAAGAGACUUGGAUAACUAUUCCAAAUAUUUCUCUAUCUGGCUUAUGCGGCUUUAUUUUCUGCGUCGUUGUUUCUCAGUUGACUACAAAUGGUAAAGAUAAAUAUGUUGAGUAUAAUAUCUACAACUAUUCCAACAGAAUCCAUAGCUUUCUGGGCGACCAAAACUUGAUUUCAGAUCAUGUGUUUCUAUGGUAUCUUGACAUCACGAAAGGUGGGGACAAUUCUUUUCAUAAGAAAAUGCCACAAAGUGGAGUGUUUAAUCCUUUCAACAUAUUUAAAUUCAGUGUUAUUGGUGAAGAUGGACAAUGGUCAAAGACGAAAGUAAAGGCGUGUGGGGUCUACCCGGUGUCUGCCUUUGAGUUAGAACCCUUCAGUGCACAAGAUAUUGAUGAGUUACAACCUAGAGCCAGUGGAAUUGGAUGUAUAGGUUCUAAUCAUGACAAAGAUAAUUACCAGAUUGAGAAAUUGCAGGAAGAGCACCAAACCACUUCAUCAUGUACGCAAGAUGAAAAAAAUGACUUAGAUGAAAAAUCUCCAUGUCACAGUGUCACUGAACUCAGCUGUGAGAGAAAACCACAAAGUUCGAAGGAUGAGGAUUGCUGUAAAAGUUCAAUGGCUGAAAAUCAAAUUAUCUGCUUUGACACACCAAGUGCUUCUAACAUCAAUUCAAGCCAGACUAUUAAACUGUCAGAAGAAAAAGACUUGACAGACAAUCAGCAUCUUGAACCAGAUUCUGAUCCGUUUGCCGAGCUUGAGAGCAUGUUAUUUGAUAGUUAUAAGUUGUCUCCACUGUCCACUCACUCAGUUGUUUCAGAGACUAAAGUCCAGAACCUCCUUGAAAAAUUAGAGACGCUUUUGGAAACUUCCCUUGAAGUUAUUUCUUUAGAUGAUGAAGUCAAGCAACAACUACUUCAUGUAUUGGAGCAACUUGACCUAUUUGAAGACCAAAUCCCUGUCAAGCUUCAGCCGGUAAUUUACAAGUUAAAACAUUUCAUUGAAGGUGUUGAUGUAAAAUUUGUGACUGCCCAAAAAACUAUCCAUGAUUAUGAUCAGCUUGUACAGUCAAGAUCUCUUCUGUCAGAACAACUGAGAAGUGCCAAAGCCAGCCAAGAGCACAUUAAUUCAAAAGUCUCUCAACAUAAAAUACAAUUUGAAGAGAUCAAUUCUGAGAUUUCUGAACUAGAAGAAAAAUUAAGGGGUUUGAUUGAGACCAGAGACAGGCUGAAGAGAGAAAUGGAUUGUUGUGAUGUUGAAAGUGGGAAAUUAAAGGCUCAGGUUGCUCAAUGGGUUCCAGAUUGCAAGAAUAUCAUCACAGAUUUAAAGAAGUAUGAGACUUCUUACAAAGUGGCCCUAACUAAUAAGAAGAUAGUUGAAGAUGAAUGGGCAGAUCUGAAGAAGAACUUUGCAGCCAGUAAGAUUUGAAUGGUCAUCUUAUCAUUGACAUCUUGAAAUUUGAUCUUAGUAACAGGAUCUAGUUUAUCAUGAUUUUGUGUUUUGUCACCUUUCUAGGCAGACAAUGAACUUUUUGUUACUCUGAUGUUAUAUUAAUUUCCACUGCUAUUUGUCAACUUGUUAAGUUCACCCUGAACUAUUUGUUUUGACAUUCUAGUUUUAUUUCUAUCUAUAUUAUGAAUAUCUUUGAACA
Lotus japonicus is the source of this 4560-nucleotide messenger RNA. RefSeq names its product TMV resistance protein N-like. The transcript is spliced from 6 exons. The record is from RefSeq and is a predicted model, not a curated record. The coding region runs from base 168 to 4337 and encodes 1389 amino acids. Gene Ontology annotation, molecular function: ATP hydrolysis activity; ADP binding. Gene Ontology annotation, biological process: signal transduction; defense response. NCBI's taxonomy places the organism in Eukaryota, Viridiplantae, Streptophyta, Magnoliopsida, Fabales, Fabaceae.